AUGGAGGCAUUGUUGUGCGAAAUGAUGGCCAAUUUGCUCUCGGAUGGCGUUCUUUUGGGUCGCGACGGCUAUCCCGGCGUUGAAGGAGAACAAGGGCUUCGUGGUGAUAUCGGAGACACAGGAAAUCAAGGUAUAAGCGGAAGACGAGGCGGUAUGGGUGCUUAUGGACUCAAAGGAUUACCUGGAGAUAAGGGUGCUCCUGGCGAUUUCGGAAGAAAUGGACUUCCAGGAUUGAAGGGCUUACGUGGCGAUUAUGGACUUCCCGGCUUACAAGGACCUAAAGGAGAUCGCUCAUUCAGCGGCGAUAAGGGAGAAGAAGGCACGCCUGGAUAUCCCGGAUUAGUUGGCGCUCCAGGUCGUGACGGUCUUCCAGGUUUAAAGGGAGAACGUGGUGAUGAUGGUUUGAUCAUUGAUGGCGAAGUUGGUCUUAAAGGUCCCAAGGGAGAUCACGGAAGAAACGGAUUCUACGGAAGACGCGGAUUCAAAGGCGAACGAGGAGAUGUUGGUUACGUUGGACCUCAAGGAUUGCGUGGAGAGCCCGGACAAAAUGGAUUUAACGGAAUUAAAGGAAGAGAUGGACGUCCCGGAUUGAUGGGAAUCAAAGGCGAAAUGGGUCCAUGGGGAGAAAUCGGAGACACAGGAGAGCCCGGAGACGAAGGAUGGCCCGGAAGAAGUGGCUUAAAAGGAGAUUACGGAGAACCUGGAUUAGUUGGUUUACCCGGAAGACAAGGACCUGAAGGAGACAAAGGUUCACAAGGUCCAAUGGGAUUCGCUUCUCGCGGAUUUGCUGCCAAAGGAGAACCCGGCGUGCCUGGAUAUCAAGGAAUGCAAGGUCCAAAAGGUAGAGAAGGCUUACCAGGACGACGUGGAUUCCCCGGAAGAAAGGGAGAACGCGGAGACGUUGGAUUUGCGGGAGAAGAUGGUACUACGGGCCCAACGGGACGUAAAGGAGUCAUGGGAAAUCGCGGUUUGCGCGGAUUGAGAGGCGAUCGUGCUGAAUUCGCACAACCCGGAGAACCAGGAAAUCCCGGAUGGGAUGGAAUUCCAGGUCGUGCUGGAGCUCCAGGACCAAAAGGUGCUCCCGGCGAUUACGGAGAUGAUGGUUUGCCUGGAUUGCCUGGUCUUCCCGGAGAAACAUUCGAUGGAAUCAAAGGUUUGCCAGGAGAUCACGGAGUUACGGGACCUCGUGGUUUGCACGGAUUAAAUGGACUUCCAGGAUUGCCGGGAGCUCCAGGUGAUUUUGGACCAAAAGGACCUCGAGGAAAUAUUGGAGUUUCUUUCCGUGGACCGAAAGGAGAACAUGGCGAUCGUGGAUUGCCGGGACUUGAUGGGCGUGAUGGAAUGCCAGGAUUCAUUGGAGAUAAAGGCUUCCCAGGUCCCCGAGGUCUUCCUGGAUUGUACGGAUUGAAGGGAGAACACGGAGAACCCGGAGUUGAUGGCUUACACGGGCGUGUUGGCAUCCGAGGAAGAAAGGGAGAGCGUGGAGAUCCCUAUCCAAUUCGCUAUCCAGGCAUCGGUUUGCCAGGUUUUGAUGGCCCCAAAGGUAUCAAAGGCGAAGAAGGUGAUGUUGGUUUGCAAGGCAGACCCGGAAUCACAGGACGUCGCGGUUUCAAAGGUGUUCGCGGCGACAUCGGUCCCGAAGGUUUUUACGGCGAAGUUGGCUUCAAAGGAGAACGCGGAAUGCCCGGAGCUCGUGGUUUAACAGGUUUAGAAGGACUUCCCGGCGAACCUGGUUUACCCGGAGAUCCAGCACCGCCUCCGCCAGCUGCCAGAAGUCGUGGAUUUGUCUUCACACGUCACUCGCAAACCAUCGAAAUUCCCCAAUGUCCCGAUAAUACGCAUCUUUUGUGGACCGGAUACUCGCUGGCAAGCACCAUCGGCAGCAGUAUGACUGUCGGACAAGAUCUCGGCAAAGCUGGUUCAUGCUUGCAACGUUUCACGACAAUGCCGUUCCUCGUGUGCGACGUCAACAACAUUUGCAACUAUGCGCAAAGCAACGACGACAGCUUGUGGUUGUCCACAGACGAACCGAUGCCGAUGUCAAUGGCGCCCUUCCGCGAACGCGAAAUCGAAAAGUACAUUUCGCGAUGCGCCGUUUGCGAAACCAGAACACGUCUCAUCGCCAUUCACAGUCAGGAGAUGAAUAUUCCCGAAUGUCCGCGUGGAUGGGGCGAAAUGUGGCACGGAUACAGCUAUUUGAUGCACACGAGCGACAAUGCUGGCGGCGCCGGACAAGAUCUCAUCUCGCCCGGAUCGUGUCUCGAGGAAUUCCGCGCACAACCGAUGGUCGAGUGUCACGGCGACGGCAAAUGCAAUUAUUACGACACGAUGACGUCGUUCUGGUUGACAACAAUUGACGAAAAUGCGCAAUUCUCGAUGCCGCAACAGAAAACUCUCAAGGCCGAUCAAACGAGCAAAGUUAGUCGUUGUGUGGUUUGUCGCAAAAUUGCCGUGGAUCGUCCGUCAAAUGGCAACGGGUUCCCCGCAGCGUCGGAAUUCAGAAGAAGAACGUCUGUCGUUUCGCCGCCACGUCGCCCACAAUAUCCGCCACAAAAUAACUGGCAACCGGAUUACUGGCGAAACCCCAAUUAUCGCCGAACGGGAUAAAAUUUAGAAAAAAAAACUUUCCUUCUUUGUAAUUUUUAAGAUUUAAUCAUUAGAUGUGCCAUUUAUCGUCUUCAUUCGAAAUAAAAUGUAAUAAAAAAAUAUGUGUUCAAGCGAAAGUCAUAGAAAAAUGCCAAAAACCAGUUAAUUUAAAGUGCUUCUUAAUAAGUCUUCGAUCGAUAUAGAAAUAAAAUAAUAAUAUAUAUUUUAUAUUAAUUGUAAACUCUAAAUAUUUCCAAAC
Molecule: messenger RNA, 2845 nt
Organism: Culicoides brevitarsis
Lineage: Eukaryota; Metazoa; Arthropoda; Insecta; Diptera; Ceratopogonidae
Product: collagen alpha-3(IV) chain-like
Exons: 10
Coding region: 1-2607 (868 amino acids)
Biological process (GO): extracellular matrix organization
Cellular component (GO): collagen trimer
Molecular function (GO): extracellular matrix structural constituent conferring tensile strength
Source: RefSeq, a predicted model, not a curated record